GUGAAAUGAUACAAGAAAAAGUGCGAGAAAGAAUGUGCGCAAAAUAAGCGAAGGAAAAACGUGGUAGCAAGCGCAAAGGGAUAAGGAAAAACGCCACUUUCAUGUGGCUGCCUAAUUCGCAUCAUGCGAUUCUCCUCCAAUCGAAGUUUUGGGAAAAAAAAAAAGAAAAAAAAAAGGGAAACUAAACCAUGCAUCAUAUAGCAAAAGCUCUCUUCUUCUUCUUCAUCUUGAAAUGUAUGGAAAAGGCUACGAGUUUUUUUAUCAACAAGGUACACAUUUUUCAUCUCACUGCAUUUAGAAAUGGUGGCAACUUGGCACACAUCGGUAAGAAAUGUCCUAACAGUAUGGGCGUGUCUGUGAGGAGGAAGGGCGCCUGCUUGAAGGGCCACGAUGAGGGAGCAGCGGAAGAAGCGGAAGAGACGGACGAAGCGGAAGAAACGGACGAAGCGGAAGAAGCGGAAGAAACUGACGAAACUGACGAAACAGACACCAGCGACGACAAGUUCGCACCCCGCAGAGCGAAGAAAGACACCACUGGGGGGAAGAAAGUCAAGGCCGGGAAAAUAAAAAAAAGGAAAAGGAAAAAAAAAACGACCAUCGCGGCUAAGUGUAGAACGUGCAAUAAGACAUUAAAGCCAAGGGUAAAGUUCUGCGCCCACUGCGGCACGAACGUAUCAGUAGAGAAAAUUAAAUUGAAAAAGUACAUAGAGGAUAUCUACUUGCCGCUCAGGAAGGAGGAAGUAAGUGACAACACGUAUCGAGUGGAGAAGGGAUUCUGGAACGACAUACUUCCGAAAUUAGGCAAAUAUGAACUGCACGAAUUGGGGCCGAACAACUGGGAGUCCUUUUUGAAGUACGUUUUUGCAUCCAGCUGGGUGUAUUUAAAGUGGAAGAAUUGCUCACCGAGGACGAUGGCCCUGUACCAGUCCACAUAUCAGCAAUCACUGAAAUAUGCCUUAUACCGGGACUACCUAAAGAGCGUGCAUAAUUUUCGUAAAAUUAAGAAUAGCACAAUUCCGAGGAGGAAGAUCACCCCGCUAUCUCCCAAGGAGAUAGAACUGCUGCUGAACAACAGCGGCGACAUGCACAGAGCCAUCUUCGCCCUGAGUAUAGGCAUAGGGUUGCGUCCGUCCGAGGUCCUGCGCAUUCUUUGGGAAGACAUCAAUUUUGAAAAGAAAGAAAUUUUCAUUAAAGGCCAGAAGACGAAGUAUAGCAACACGGCCGUCCCCAUGACGAAUUUUGCCUACAGCGAGCUGGUGAAAUGGUGGGAGAUAGAGAAGAAGCCGCUGAAGGGGCUGUGCUUUUACUCGGAGACCAUCAAAAAUAAGUUUAAUUACACCAACACGAAGACUCCACUAAAAACGUUCAAAACAGCGCUGAAGGGCGCAGCCAAACGGGCUGGACUCGAAAUCAGCGAAGACGGAAAAAAGAGAAGAAUCUUUCCCUACCUGUUGAGACACUCCUUUGCAACAAUCGCUGCCACGUCAAAUCCGCCUGUCCCCCUUCCAGUGGCGCAAGCAAUUAUGCGACACUCCUCUUCAAAAAUGUUACUGGACACGUAUACGAAGGCAGGAAACAACAUAAUCAGGGACGGCCUGGAUAACUUCAAAAUAUAG
Plasmodium vivax (malaria parasite P. vivax) is the source of this 1616-nucleotide messenger RNA. RefSeq names its product Phage integrase domain containing protein. Gene Ontology annotation, molecular function: DNA binding. The transcript is spliced from 13 exons. NCBI's taxonomy places the organism in Eukaryota, Apicomplexa, Aconoidasida, Haemosporida, Plasmodiidae. The coding region runs from base 189 to 1616 and encodes 475 amino acids. Gene Ontology annotation, biological process: DNA recombination; DNA integration. The record is from RefSeq and is a predicted model, not a curated record.